CUGCACACAGCGAACUUCACGACGCUCGCAAUCAACAUGCCGUCUGCGAAAGCUUCCUUGAAGGCUAUGGCCAAGGAUGCGAAAAGCAAGAAGACACCUGCAACCCCAAAAAAGACGACCAAGCAAACCUCAGUUCCUGCGCCAACAAACUUCAAAAGCACAGAAUAUAUUCAAGAAAGCGACGAGGAAGAGGACGAUGAGGAGACAAAAUCAGAGACCGAAUCCGAUAGCGAUAAUGACUCGUUACCUGCAAACCCUGCCGACGUUACGAAGAACACCAAUGGCAAACUCCCAGCUCCAUCAGGAAGCAGCAGCUCCAGUGACAACGAAAGCAGCAGCGACGAGAGCAGCGGCGCCGAGAGCAGUGGCGAGGACGAGCACAGUGACAGCUCUCGUAGAGCCACUGUAGAGCCAGAGCCUACAAAGCAACGUUCCGCAGAGUCAAGCGCAAGGAGAGUUGCAUUCGACAAACCCCCUACAUACAAACCUCCUACCGGCUUUGAAACUGUGUCGAUAAGUGACCAGUCCACAGCUUCUCAAAUUCUUAAGAAGUCGAAUUUGAGAGAGAAGCAACUUUGGUACUUCACGGCGCCUGCAUCUAUUCCCGUUUCUUCGAUCGAGCAGAUGUCCGUGGCGGAUGUGGAUGGUGGUAAAACAAUACUUAGCCAUGAUGGGACCGACUACGGAUUUGUCCAGGAUCCAACGGGCGAAAAGGCUUAUACUACAAUGUUUAUACCGAACAGCUCGGAGGAUGCAUAUCUCAUUGCUUCGAAAUCCAUUGAUCGUGUUUUGCAUCUUCAACAAACUAUCAACAUCCCCGGCAUGAACGACGCUGAUGCGAGUCUCCCACUAUCUUCGCGAGCAACUGUCCCAGCUACGAAGCCGGUACGUCAACAGCCAACAGGUUUGAAAAUGCGUUUUCGCCCUAUCGGAUUCGGAGCAGGGAAAAUGGGGACGAUCGGAUCCACUUCUGGAGACAGUAGUGCAGAUGGCGCAUCUGAUGAGGAAAUGGAAGACGCCCCUGCCGCAUUCCGUCGCCCUGUCUCGGAAGAAUCAGAUGGAGAGAUGGAAGAAGUGCCUCCAACAUCUUCUAAGUCAAAGCGCAAAGAAAAGGACAAGACAGCAAAGUCAAAAUCAUCUCCACUAAAGCGAAAGCAUGGGGGCAGAGGACAUUGAAGAUGGUAUGCAGGCGUUGGGUCUUAUUGCUUUGUUUUAAUAAGCUAUAUAUUUAGCUGAGUUAUGAUGAUACCCUCACGAAAAUUAAAAUGAUAGAG
Mollisia scopiformis is the source of this 1274-nucleotide messenger RNA. RefSeq lists its product as uncharacterized. Gene Ontology annotation, biological process: transcription by RNA polymerase I. The record is from RefSeq and is a predicted model, not a curated record. The coding region runs from base 37 to 1176 and encodes 379 amino acids. Lineage: Eukaryota; Fungi; Ascomycota; Leotiomycetes; Helotiales; Mollisiaceae. The transcript is spliced from 3 exons.